This is a messenger RNA of Arctia plantaginis, 9045 nucleotides long. The record is from the annotation of a GenBank genome assembly. Lineage: Eukaryota; Metazoa; Arthropoda; Insecta; Lepidoptera; Erebidae.
AUGCCGGAGAGCGUGGCCAAGGAUGAUGGCAAGAAGAAGGAGGCGUCUCCUAGGCGCCGGCCUUCUGGGAACACCACCCAUGUCAGGGUGGAGCUGCUGGACGGGUCGACAAUGGAGCUGGAUGUCGAUAGAAAGAUCAGAGGCCAGGAACUGCUUGGAAAAGUGUGUGACAACUUAAACCUGGUGGAAAAGGACUAUUUUGGCCUUCUCUACGAAGACAGAGGAGACCCUCGCAUUUGGAUAGACCUCGAGAAGAGAGUGUCCAAGAUGAUCAAACAUGAACCUUGGCGAGUGAGGUUCUCAGUCAAGUUCUAUCCGCCUGAACCGGCAACAUUGCAGGAGGAACUCACCAGGUACCAACUAGUGCUGGCAGUUAGGAAGGACUUGCUUGAAGGUCGCUUACCAUGUUCAGCAGUCACACACGCGCUUCUCGCUAGUUACCUGCUGCAAUCGGAGCUUGGAGACUAUGAAGAAAAGGAGGUUGGUGCCGGGUUGUGCAAGCAGUUGAAGUUGGUGCCCGCUGCAUCUUGUACACCCGAACUUGAAGAGAAGGUGGUUGAACUGCACAAAACUCAUAAAGGGCAGACGCCAGCUGAAGCCGAACUCAAUUAUUUGGAGAACGCAAAGAAACUGGCAAUGUAUGGGGUCGAUCUACACCCUGCGAAGGAUUCGGAGAAUGUUGACAUCACUCUUGGGGUGUGCUCUUCUGGACUCCUGGUCCAUAGGGAGAAACUUCGUAUUAAUCGUUUUGCAUGGCCAAAAAUUUUGAAGAUCAGUUACAAGCGACAUAAUUUUUACGUGAAGCUGAGACCCGGCGAAUUCGAACAGUUUGAAUCUACUGUCGGAUUUAAGCUCGCCAAUCAUCGUGCAGCCAAGAAACUGUGGAAGACUUGCGUUGAACAUCAUACUUUCUUCAGGCUGAUGUCUCCGGAGCCGGUGGCGAAGAGCACGCUGUUCCCGCGGCUGGGCUCGCGGUUCCGCUACUCGGGGCGCACGCACUACGAGUCGCGCGCCGCGCCGCCGCAGCGCGCGCCGCCGCACUUCGCGCGCACGCUCUCCAACAGGAAGCUCUCCUCGCGCUCCAUGGACGCGCUGGCAGCAGGGGACAAGGAUGAAUCCAUGCCACCGGAUGCGACGAAGCGUCACACUAUGCCGCCACAGCCCGCGGCACGACCCACUAUCAAGGAUAAGAAACCACCGCCGGGUGCUGUGAAAGUGAUGCCCACAGCGCCACCGGAGAAGAAAGUAGAAGUCGAAAAGAUAGCCGAACAGAAGAAACCGGCUGAAAACGGUACUGAUACCACAAGCGAUCCGGGUAUCACGAAUAAUGUUGAAACCACUCCAAAGAGGUCUAAGGCCGGGGGAUUCGGACUGUUCGGUAGCAAAAAAGAAAAAUCUCCAAAAGAUGACAAAUCAAAAGAUAAAUCACCCAAGACGAAAGAUAAAAAAACGAAAGAACCUAAAGCGAAACCUGUGGCGUUACUCGAAACGUCAAACGACAGUUCAAACCUCGAUAGUUCACUUGAAAAGAGCCCCUCAAAGGGUGACGAUAAACCGUCAUUCACUAAGCCCUACGAGUACACUGAUACUGAACAAAGCCCUACACGAUCUAAACCCUUUAUUCAAGGAGCUUUCAGUUACGAAAAAGAACCAAUUUCCGAAGAAAAGCAAAAAGGACUUGAUACCAGUCAAAGCCCAACUACUAGAAAAGCUGGCCUUGCAUUUAACUACGCACCAGGGGAAGACAAGAAAGUUGCUGAAAGUGCUGAAAAACGCAAAACACCUGAAGAUCCUAGCAAAUUCAAAACGCCAGGCAUUGACUAUGUGCAGUCAGCUGCUUUGAAAGAACAAGCUAAAAAUUUGAUUGACCCUACGUUAGCUUUGCUUGAUUCCGAAAGAGCACAUUAUGAAGCACCUGUUGCAGCCGCGGUUGCUGUACCAGUAGCUGCUGCAAAAUCCGAUAACGAAAUUCAAGUAGUUAUAAUCACUGGUCGUUACAAUGCGAAGAGCAAAAAACUAGAUGAUGCUAAUGGCACCAUCCUUGUUACCAAAGGCACUUUAAAUAAAGGCAAUGGAAAAAUACAGACGGAUAAGGAACUUAUCAAUACCAAGUCGGGCCAAAUUAGUUACACAGAUCCAACUACUGGCAAGCAGGAAGUUAAGAGUGGUCACGUCGACAAAUCUGGCCAUAUUUUGUUUACAUCUGGAGUUAUUGACCCGAAGACAGGUAAAAUUGACCCUACUUUGGCCCAACAAUACUGUUUUGUUGAAAAAUCAGCUGAUAAGGUUGGAGCCAAACCUGGUCGCGAAGUCGACUUAGUGGUUAUUACUGGAAAAUAUGACGGUAAAAAUAAAAAGUUAGAUGCUUCACAUGGACAUGUCGAAGUUUCUAGAGCUGUCGUUGGAUCAGACGGUAAUGUUUCUUCGAACUACGGUGUCAUAAGCCCGAUUUCGGGUAAGAUAGACUAUGUGGAUCCCAAGUCAGGCAAACAAGAGCCUAAACAAGCUUACGUUGAUCAGAAGACCGGAAAUCUUCUCGUUACUACUGGUGUUUUAGACCCUAAAUCUGGCAAGGUUGAUUCUUCUCUUGGGCAACAGUUUAGCAUCGUCGAAAAAGACGCAACUAAAGCCAACAGACAAGUAAGAUUAAUAGUAGUAACAAGUAAGUACGAUUUGAAGUCAAAGAAAUUAGAUCCCACAUUCGCUCAUGUUGAUUCGGUGAAGGGAGUUCUUAAUGGCAAUGAUGGUAAGAUCUAUAGUGAAUAUGGAAUAAUUGAUCCACGUACAGGAGAGAUCCAAGUAACAGAUACCAAAACAGGAAAACAAGAAACUAAACAAGCUACUGUCGAUCCUAAAACAGGCAAUAUUCUUUUAUUAUCAGGGGUCCUAAAUCCAAGUACAGGCGAUUUAGAUACUUCAUUAGGACAACAGUAUAGUAUCGUAGAUAAGCCCACUGAUACAUUCGCAGUGUUACCAGGUAAGGAAGUCGAAGUAGUUGCGAUUACCGCCAAAUACGACUCAAAGAACAAAAAAUUGGACACUCCCAAUGGGUUCGUUGAGACUUCCCACGCCAUAAUCAGUGAUAAAGACAGGAAAGUGCAUUCGAACUUUGGUGUACUUGAUCCUAAUACUGGUAAAGUAUACUUUACGGAUACGAAAACAGGCAAACGUGACUCCAAACAAGCCCAUGUAGAUCCUAGAACUGGUAACUUUGUAAUUACUUCUGGUGUUAUUGACCCAAAGACGGGUAAAUCCGAUUCAUCUCUUGCCCAACAACUGACUGUCGUUGACAAAGAUGCACCCAAAGGCAUCCCUGAGAGAUGGGCCAACCUAGUCGUUAUUACAUCUAAAUACGACCCCAAGACUAAGAAAUUGGACAUUACCAGUGCUCAUGUUGAUAGUUUCCCUGGCAAAUACAGCAAUGGCGAUAAAGUACACACUGAUUAUGGUAUAGUCGAUCCUGCAUCUGGAGAUAUUGUCGUCAUAGAUCCUGUCACCGGUAAACAGGACACUAAGAAAGCCACUGUAGAUGGAAAAACUGGAAAUUUACUACUAACUUCUGGCAUUGUCGAUCCUAUUACUGGCAAAUCCGACCCCUCUCUUGCUCAGCAAAUCACCGUUGUGGACAAAACUAAAGACAGGUUUGCUCCUGUGCCUGGUAAAGAGGUACAGAUAGUCGUAAUAACUAGCAAGUAUGACACGAAGUACAAGAGGUUAGACAAUCCUAACGGACACGUAGAAACGUCUCGCGGUGUGGUUGCGGCUGAUGGAAAAGUUCACACGAACUUUGGAAUCAUUGACCCUAAGACUGGCAAGAUUGAAUAUGUUGAUCAUAAUUCCGGCAAACAAGAGAUAAAACAAGCCGUCGCGGAUCCUAAGACAGGUCACUUAAUAAUUGCGUCUGGUGUCAUAGACCCGAAAACCGGCAAAUCAGAUUCAUCAUUAGCUCAACAAAUAGCUAUUAUUGACAAAGAUAUUAAACAAUCUGAAGCACAGGUCAACCUUGUUAUUGUAACUUCUAAAUAUGAUCUUAAGAAUAAAAAGUUAGACCUUGCCAAUGCUCACGUUGAAUCUGUCCCCGGUAAAAUUGACUCAAGUGGUAAAGUACAUACAUCAUUUGGAACUGUUGAUCCUAGUACUGGUGAAGUUAUCAUUACAGACAAGGCUUCAGGAAAGAAGGAAGUCAAAAAGGCAUCUGUCGAUCCUAAAACUGGUAAUUUACUUCUUACCUCUGCAGUAGUUGACCCUGUUUCUGGCCAUGUUGAUCCUACGUUAGGGCAACAGAUUUCUGCAGUAGUAAAACCAAAGGACCGAUUCACAGUAGUACCUGGUAAGGAGGUAGAACUAGUGGUUAUUACAAGUAAAUAUGAUCCUAAAAACCGGAGAUUAGAUAAUCCUAAUGGCCAUAUUGAGACCUCAAGAGGCAUUGUCGCAGGUGAUGGAAAAGUUCACACUAACUUUGGAAUUUUAGACCCGAAAACAGGCAAAAUAGACUACGUUGAUCCUAAAACAGGAAAACAAGAGUUGAAGCAAGCUGUCAUCGAUCCACAAUCAGGUAAUAUGUUUUUGACUACUGGGGUGGUAGACCCUAAAACCGGAAAAUCAGAUUCCAGCUUGGCUCAACAAUUUACUAUUGUUGAUAAGGACACACCUAAACAGAAAUUCGUCAACUUAGUUAUAGUGACAACUAAAUAUGAUCCUAAAAACAAGAAACUAGACUUGACCAAUGCCCAUAUAGAUUCAGUACCUGGGCGGCUGGGUGCUGAUGGCAAGGUACAUACUGAAUUUGGAGAGGUAGACCCUACUACUGGAGAUAUAGUCGUGAAAGAUCCAGUAACUGGCAAACAAGUUACUAAAGUUGCUACCCUGGAUCCCAAAACAGGUAACUUGCUGCUCACCUCAGGCGUCGUGGACCCUCAGACUGGCUACGUUGAUCCUGACUUAGGCCAACAGUUUAGUAUUGUAGACCAACCCAAAGAUACCUUUGCACCAGUUCCAGGCAAAGAAGUGCAGCUAGUUAUUAUUACGUCCAAAUAUGAUCUUAAGAAUAAGAAACUUGAUGAUCCCAACGGUCGAGUAGAAGUUUCUAGAGGAAUUUUGGCCGUUGAUGGCAGAGUACAUACUAACUAUGGAAUUAUUGACCCCAAAACAGGUAAAAUUGAAUAUGUAGAUCCUAAGACAGGUAAACAAGAGACAAAACAUGCUGUUCCUGAUUCUAGUGUAGGAUUUAUAUCUGGCAACUUGAUCUUAACAUCGGGUGUUGUCGAUCCGAAGACAGGGAAACCAGACUCUUCUCUAGCACAGCAAUUCAGUAUAGUUGAAAGAGAAACUAAACCAAUCGAAAGAGAAAUUCAUCUUGUCAUAAUUACCACUAAAUACGAUCCUAGGACUAGAAAGAUUGACCCCAACCAAGGUCAUGUUGAUACUAUUAGUGGUGUUCUUACCAGUGAUGGUAAGAUUCGUACACCAGCUGGUAUUAUCGAUCCAGCGACUGGUGAAAUUGUAGUAACAGAUCCUAAAACUGGAAGACAAGAGGUCAAACGCGCUCAAGUACACCCUGAAACUGGACAUAUGUUGAUCUCGGACAAUGUAAUCGAUCCCAAAACAGGCAGGCAAGAUCCAACUCUGGUCCAAAUGUAUAGUAUUGUUAAUAAACCGGUGGUACAAUACAGUAAGCCUGUCUCUAAGGGUGAAGUACGCCUUGUAAUUGUCACAAGCAAGUACGAUCCCUAUACCAAAUCCGUCGAUGCUGGUGAAGCUACUAUUGAAGCGGCUAAAGGUUACGUCAGUGCUGAAGAUGGAAAAAUUCAUACAGACUUUGGUAUUAUCGAUCCCAGAUCUGGUCAGGUUCUGUACAAAGAUCCCAUCACAGGCAAGCAGGAAUUAAAACAAGCUGAGAUUGAUCCCAAGACAGGAAACUUAAUAGUAACAACUGCAGUUGUUGACCCUAAAACGGGCAAGGUAAAUCCGUCAUAUGCUCAACAGUUAGCCAUAGUCGAUAAGCAGAAUGUCUUAUCUAAAGUGGCUCCAAUUUCAACUAGAGCUAGCGUGUCGCCUGCCAAGCAAAUUCCAACACCUGUUAAGACUCCAAGUACAACACCAGUUCAGACGCCAUUACAAUCACCUGUCCGUACAUUUUCACCUAUCGCAGCAUAUGCCCAAAGUCCACCAACUCAGAAGACCCCUGUUAAACCUACAACAGCGCCACCCGAGCCUCCUAAACGGAAGAUAGUUAAAAUUAUGGUCAUCUUUACUAAACUUGAUCCUAAGACAAAGAAACCUGAUCUUCAUACUGCUGAAGUGGAACAUCUUACUGGUAUUCUUGAUCCUAACGGUUUGAUUGAAACAAAGUAUGGUGUAAUUGAUUCUAAAACUGGUAAUAUUGUCGUCACCGAUGCUGCCGGUCAGAAACAAAACCGUGAUGGUAUCGUACUACCCGAAACAGGACAAAUCUUCAUCCAUUCGGGUGCUGUUGAUCCGAAAACAGGAAAGAUUGAUCCUAAUCUGGGUAUGGUUCUAAGUGUGGCUAAACAAGAAGACCCAGUAGUUGAAGUAACAACAAUCACAGGCCCAAUAGAUCCUAGAACCGGUAAAGUUGAUAUCGAGAAAGGCACUGUGGAAUAUACUAAAGGCAAAGUUGAUGCUGAAACUGGACACAUUUCAACUAAAUAUGGCGUUAUAGACCCAUCAAAUGGCGUCAUAUUUGUAACGGAUACAUCUGAUACUAAACCAGUUCACAUCGAUGAGAACAAUGGACUUAUAACCAUCAAAGGCGUUGUAGAUCCUAAAACGGGCAAGCCAGAUCCAAAUCUUGGACAAGUUAUUGUCGUCGGUACUCAUAUUGAUCCAGUAGUUGAGGUAACCACGUUUGUUGGUAAGUUAGAUUCCAAGAAGGGGCUAAUUGAACCAAAACAUUCUAUUGUUGAAAGCUCUACAGGUCAACUAAAUCCUGACAAUAAUAAGAUUGACACUAAAUAUGGACAAAUCGAUCUCGUGAAAGGCACUGUCACUUACAAUGAUCCUAAGACCGGUAAAUAUGAAAGCAGGGAUCUCAAAGUCGAUCCCGUCACUGGUCAGUUCUUAUUGAAGACUGGACAGAUUAAUCCGAAGUCAGGCAAACCUGAUAAGGAUGUCGCUAGAAUGAUUUGCUUGAGAAUAAUCAAGAAUAAAAUUGAUCCAAUUUCAGGCAAACAAAUCGUAUCGAAUGAUCCCAAGAACGUCAAAGUUGACCCUAAAACUAACCAGAUAUGGAUUGCUGGUCCCAAAGACCCACAGACGGGAGAAUAUGUAUAUACAGCCGGGCAGAUCGAUCCAGUCACUGGCUACAUCAUCACAAUAUACGGUCGUAUGGACCCUAAAACGGGUACCAUCGUUAGAACCAAUGAUGUUGAUAAAUCUCUUAUUAAGGUGGACCCAGUCAACGGACAAAUUUAUACAGCUACUGGUGAAGUGGAUGAGGACAACCAACCUCUAUACUCUGCAUCUCAAGUAGACCCAGGUACUGGGGAAAUCUACACUAAACUAGGCAAAAUUGACCCCAAAACAGGUAGACUUAUUAUCAUCAAGAUAUACAUCAUCACCCAAAAAGAUGAGAAAGGUAGAGUCAAGGAAGUUGAUCCUAAAGAAUGCACCAUUGAUGAAACUACGGGCAGAAUUAUUACGACGAAGACAGUGUACUUGUAUCAAAUCAUCGAUCCUAUUACUGGAGAAACUAUCGAUGUGGACCCCGAUGAUCCAAGGCUUAAGGGCGCAAGAACUACUGUCACGCAAACCAUGACACUAUCAGGCAAGAUUGAUCCCAUAACUGGCAGGAUAAAGACCGAAUACGGAGAUAUUGAUCCAGAUACAGGCGAUAUCGACCCAAGCACGGCCGUUAGAGACCCAGUAACAGGCCAACUUAUUCUCCACUAUUCACAAAUCGAUCCCUCACACUUCGAAGACAAGAGUGGCAACUACACAAUAGAGAAAGAAACACAAGACUUACCAGCGAACAUUGAUAUUCAAACGGUAAAUACGCACAAGUUCUCCACUUUCGGCAAAGACGAAAGUCCUUUGAGAGGAGAUGAGCCGAAGACAUUUACGGAAUACACAACGAGCGAACAUAUCCGGCAUCAGGGCUAUGUGUCGUCAUCCACUCCUCUAUCCUCAAAAAUCCCGAUUUCACAGCGUUCUAAGAAGACCCCGACGCCUCCUGUCGUUGUCAAAACGACAACGAAACAGUUGCUGACGAAGAAUGACGAGGGAGUCACACACAAUGUAGAAGAAGAGGUUGAAAACCUCGGCACUGGUGAAGUUACCUUCUCCACACAUACCAACAAGGCGGAAAGCCUUGAGCCGAUGGAGAGCGGCAAAAGUCCUUACGUGACUGCGAGGGCGGUGACGACUAGGACGGCGAUGACCCAUCACGACCUCGACACGAAGGCCAAGACGCAGCAGAUGGAGGAGAAAACCGUUGCGCAUACGCUGACUUCAUCAGCUACCAGGCAGGAGCAACGAGUUCUUACACAAGAAGUCAAAACCAUGGUGACCACUGGCGAUCAGCUUACCAGACGCGGCUCAGAGAGUUCAAUCAGUAGCGGCGACUCUGGUACUCCGAUCGACUUCGAAGAGGGAGCUGGAGAAGGACAUUAUUAUGUCACGGAGCCGGGUUCAUACCGCACGACCACCACUUCCACGGUGAUGGGCAAUGCACCCUUCGGUAGUAUGGUCCAUGGAACUACCACCAGGACUAGCACCGGCCCCGCGGAAGUACCCGCCAGCGUGACUGAAGAAACGCAAGAAACGCUGGAGACCGGCCCCGAUGGAGAGGUAGUGUCCUCUCAAACCAUCAGCUCCAAGACACGCACCGUCGAGACUAUCACGUACAAGACGGAACGUAACGGUGUGAUCGAGACGCGCGUAGAACAGAAGAUCACCAUCCAGUCGGACGGCGACCCAAUCGACCACGACCGAGCACUCGCGGAGGCCAUACAGGAGGCAACAGCAAUGAAUCCUGACAUGACGGUGGAAAAGAUCGAAAUCCAGCAACAGAGCACGCAACCUUAA